AUGUCAACCCAACAUUUUCUCCUCUUCGGAGACCAGACGGUUGAUCUGGUCCCCUCAUUACAUCGUCUCCUUUCCAUCUCACAAUCCUCCCAGACUGUCCGCAGAUUCCUGCAGAGCACCUUGGACGUAGUCCAGACUAACAUCUCCGCAUUAGGCUCUGAUGAGAGGGUUAGGAUUGGUCACUUCGGCAGUUUCGAAGACCUUCUACAGAGAUAUUCAGGCACAGAGGAUACUAUCGGUGUUAUACACACGGUAGUAAUAUGUGCCUGCCGAUUAGCAGAGCUCAUAUUACUCGUUGAAAAUGACCCUUCACUACUUGGAUCCUCCUCCAAGGUCACGGCUUUGGGUCUCUGCACCGGCCUUCUUCCAGCUGCCGCCCUAGCCGGAUCACAAAAUAUUACAGAAUUAAUCGUAAUUGGUACCGAAACAAUUGCUGUUUGUUUCCGGUUAGCCCUGGAGCUAUACCGUCGAACAAGAAGGAUUGAGGAGACUCCAGGGCAUUGGGCGCACACCGUCCUUGGAGUUCCUGCCCGAGAGAUGGAUGUCAUUCUUAAAGAGUUUCAUGCCUCUAUGAACGUACCGACCCAUCGACAAGUCUUUAUUGGUGUUGAGGACGAAAGCUGGCUUACUCUAUUUGGACCACCUCCAGAAUUGGCCCAACUCUUUUCGUACUCCACCAAGAUCGAGUCUGCACCGAAGCUACAGCUGGCAGCAUAUGGAGCGGUCCAUUCACCCCACCUACCUAUCCCCGAUAUGGACGCCGUUGUUGGCAACUCCCCUAUUCUGAGUAGAUCUAUCACAUCCCAAGUCCAAGUUCUCUGCACAACCACUGGUAUACCCUAUUCCGCAACCACACUCCGAGACUUGUAUCUUUCCGUAUGUCGAGAAAUUGUUCAUAGCCGGCUCAAAAUUGGAACCGUCCUGAGGGCUGCUGCUCAAGGGCUGCAAACUAGCAGUCCAGUUCUUCUGAACGUGAUUGGCUUGACGCAGGCAACCCCAAUCGUGAAGCGGGUACUUGAUAGCCACAGAUUGUCAGUGACGCUGCAUGAUAAGCCGGUUGGGCUUUCAGAGCAGUCAGAAGAUCUUCGAGAUGGCUCCAACACCAUCGCCAUCGUCGGUAUGGCUGGUCGCUUCCCCGGAAGCGAAAAUCUAGAAGAGUUCUGGAAGUCAUUAAUGGACGGCCUUGACGCUCAUCAAGAGAUCCCUAGUGACCGGUUCGAUAUUGAGGCGUAUUAUGACCCUUCGGGUCGUUCCAAAAACUCCUUGUCGACCCGAUACGGAUGCUUCCUGCGCAACCCCGGUGAUUUUGAUCACCGACUAUUCAAUGUUUCCCCUCGGGAGGCGGAACAGAUGAGCCCCUUGCAACGACUUCUUCUGAUGUCAAGUUACGAGGCAUUGGAAAUGUCGGGGUACACAUCAAAUGGAACAAUAUCGACACAAAGCCAACGUAUCGCCACUUACUUUGGUCAGGCUGCAGAUGACUGGAAAGAUGGCAGCCGCAUCGCCGGCAUUGACCUCUACUAUGUUCCCGGCCUCCAGCGAGGCUUCACGCCAGGACGCCUCAACUACCAUUACAAGUGGGAAGGUGCUUCUUACUCGGUCGACUCAGCUUGCGCUUCUAGCGCAUCCGCGAUCGGGCUUGCCUGUUCUGCUCUUCUAACUCGGGAAUGUGACACUGCACUGGCAGGUGGAGUGAACAGCAUUACCUCUCCUGAACCAUAUUCAGGCCUCUCAAAAGGAAGCUUCCUAUCCCCAACAGGAGGAUGCAAGACGUUCCAAGAUGGCGCUGAUGGUUACUGCCGUGGAGAAGCAGUCGGUGUGCUUGUCUUGAAAAGAUUGGAAGAUGCGAUCCAUGAUAAUGACAACGUCCUCGCUGUCAUCCGAGGCUCUGGACGGAAUCACUCGGCCCUAGCCUCAUCCAUCACGCAUCCUCACGCUGAGACACAGGUUAGGCUCUACCACGAUGUCCUGCAAAAAGCGGGAGUGCAAGCGGAGGAGGUUGGAUUUGUCGAGAUGCACGGAACAGGCACACAGGCGGGAGACGCUGUGGAGAUGUCUUCAGUGUUGGAGGUCUUUGGGCGGAAUCGUACAAAGACCAAUCCGUUGAUUGUCGGUGCUGUCAAGGCAAAUGUUGGACAUACUGAAGCUGCUGCCGGUGCUGUUUCCAUGAUCAAAGCCAUCAUGGCUCUACAAAAAGGGAUAAUCCCGCCUCAACCAGGGGUCCCAUUCAAGAUUAAUCACAACUACCCUCCGUUGAAAGAGUUGAACGUUAGGAUUGCAGACGAUAAGAUCAACUUCCACAAACCGUCUGGAGGGAACGGCAAGAGGAAGGUUAUGAUCAACAACUUCGAUGCAGCGGGAGGUAACUCCUGUUUCAUUAUCGAGGAAGCACCGCAAGCGAAGCCAAAACAGAAGGACCCACGCAGCCACCACACAGUCACGGUAUCUGCUCGUACUUCGCUAUCUCUGAAAAAGAACAAGGAAGCUUUGCUUGAGUACCUUACAUGUCAUGCGGAAACCAGCCUUGCGGACCUAGCGUACUCAACGACUGCCCGGCGAAUCCAUGAAGAGCUUCGUGUGGCAUAUUCUGGAGACAGCAUAGAGUCCAUAGUCCAGCAGCUUCGUGGAGACCUGUCAAAUGCUGCUUCUUCUGCUACCGCCGCACCACGAGGCCCUCAAAAGAAAAGCCUCGUUUGGGUGUUUAGCGGUCAAGGAUCACAGUACCCGGGUAUGGGCUCAGAGCUUUUCCACUCCAACGCCACCUUCCGCAAUAGCAUUCGCUCCAUGCAGCGCAUGUGUGAUGCUCAGGGUUUGCCCUCGUUUGAGGAACUCAUUUCCAACAAAGAUGUUGAUGUUGCACAAAAGACAACUAUCCAGGUACAACUUGCUGUUGUUGCCAUUGAGCUUGCGUUGGCCGAUCUUUGGCGGUCUUGGGGAGUCAAGCCAGAUGUUGUCAUCGGUCACAGUUUGGGCGAAUACGCUGCUCUAUGCGUUUCGGGAGUUCUUUCUGUUAACGAUGCCCUUUACUUGGUCGGUCAACGAGCACUUCUUAUCCAAAACAGAUGCUCUGAGAACACAUAUGCCAUGCUUGCAGUUGUGGCACCUGCUCAGGCACUGGAGGAAUACCUCCGACGUCCUGAAUAUCAAUCUUGCUGUAUUUCAUGUUUUAACUCUCCAUCAGCUACUGUCGUGAGCGGUCCGGUUUCUAACCUUCAAAACCUUGAGAAGGCGAUACGCGCAGCGGGCUCCAUCUGUACACUUGUUCGUGUGCCAUACGGUUUCCAUUCACCACAGAUGGAUUCCAUUCUUGAGGACUUCGAGCACCUGUCACAUAGUGUACGCUUCCAGACUCCCAAGAUACCCAUUGUUUCUACAGUGACUGGUUCAAUUGUUUGUGACAGCGGUUCUAUCACACCACGCUAUCUUGCACGACACGCCCGUGAGCCGGUGGAAUUCAACAAAGCUCUCGCUGCAUGUCGCGUCGAAGGCGUGGCUGAUGCACACACCAUUUGGCUUGAACUUGGUCCGGAUUCUGUCUGCGGGUCGAUGGUUAAGGCUACGUUGGGCGCGAUGAAUGUCUACGGAUCAAUCAAGUCCAAGGAGCCAAAUUGGAAAACAAUUUCUGUCACUGUCGCGGCUUUGUACACGGCUGGUUCCAGUCUCAACUGGUGCGAUUUCCAUCACGAGUACACCAAAUCACUGACGCUAUUAGAUCUUCCAAAGUAUGCGUUCGAUACAAAGAAUUUCUGGCGCAUCUACAAGGAAGAUCCAGUUAGCCAGGCUGAAAACGUCGUGACGAAGGCAACGACUAUGAGGCACAUAUCGAGCUCGCUCCACACCGUCAAAGAACAGGUGAUAACCACAGACAAAAUAAGUAUUGUGUUUGAGACUUCGCUGGCAGAUCAGGAUUUGUACGAGGCCAUUCGUGGCCAUCUUGUUGAUGAGUUGCCACUGUGCCCCAGUGGUAUCUUCUGUGAUAUAGCACUCACUGCGGCAAAGUAUGUCCAUUCUAAGGUCCACAAGAACGAAGCAAGCCAGAAGAAUCUAGUGAUCAACAACCUAGAGUUAAACCACCCCGUUGUUGUCGCCUCUAGCGACUCCCAACAAACGUUGCGGAUCUCUGCGGAUCGUGAAGCGAGAACUGGACAUCAAGUAAAGAUCACCUUCCAUUUGCAGGAUGGAUCAUCAACUCAAGAGAUUGGAGGCUGUCAAGUCAAUACAUAUACACCGCAAGAAUGGGAGAACGAUUGGUCAAAUACAUCCUUUUUCGUCAAGUCUCGCAUGAGCUCCUUGGUUGAAUCCGUCAAGGCAGGUCGCGGUGACCAUCUGCGUCGUUCAGUCAUAUACAAACUGUUCGCAAGCUUAGUCAAGUAUGACCAGAAAUACCAGGCCAUUGAAGAAAUGUUCUGGGACGAGCAGUCAAACGAUGCCGUGGCGAACAUCAGCCUGAAGCCGUACAAUGGACGCGGAGCGUUUGAGUACUUGCCGUACUGGACAGAUCCCUUGGUCCAUCUUGCUGGCUUCGUGUUGAAUGUUGAUUUAACCAGCACUAGUGAUGAUGUCUGGCUAUCGAGCGGAGUAGCGCGAAUGCAAGUACAUGAAGAACUCUCCGCUGAAACACCGUAUGUCUCUUAUGUGCGAUCUCACACACCUGACGAGCAUGGCAUGGCCAUCGGCGAUGUGUACGUGUUUGAUCAGAACCGGCUGGUGGGAUUCUGCAGUCUUGUAUUCCAGAGAAUGCCACGGAUUGUACUGCACCGUUUACUACACAAGCAUGAGCCACGAGCCCCGACAAAGGCUUCAGGCUCGACACAAGCAGUCUUUGUACAGAAGGUUCAGAAAUCAGUUACCGACAAGCAUGAGCUACCGGCUACGAUGUCUCAGUCUACCCCAGUUUCAAUCGAAAACAACCUUGCUAAUCGGCUGAUAGCAAUCAUUGCCGAAGAGACAGGGGCCGAUAUGGUUGAUAUGGUUCCGGCUGCCGACUUCGCAUCAAUGGGCGUCGAUUCAUUAAUGGGUAUUACCAUCAUUGACCGUGUCCAAAAAGAACUAGACGUUCAGUUAGAGGCUAGCUUUUUCCAGGAGAACCUGACUGUCGCAGAUGCGCAGAGAGCACUUGGCUAUGAUGAAACGGACUCGGAGAAUGACCAAACACCCAAUGCAGACAGUGACGGCAGUACGCCGAAUGGAACCUUGACACCAAUCUCGCCGCCCGAAUCAGAUAUCGAAGAGAUACUAGUGGCUCCUAAUAAACUCCUUUCUGAGGCGAUACAAAUCGCGACAGAAGCACCCCCUGCAGAAGUCAUCACUGCGCCUGCGGGAGUCGAGAUUACUCCCCCGUCGACGGGGACGUCGACGGAAUACAAGUCUAACGUGGUGCUUAUACAUGGUCGCAAAAAAUCCGGCAAGACUCCCCUCUUCCUGAUCACGGAUGGUGCUGGUUCCGCCACUGCGUACAUUCACCUCCCCCGAUUUGCGUCGGGCAUGCCGCUAUACGCCGUCGAAUCGCCUUUCGUCCGUUGUCCGCUCGAGUACAAUUUCUCUGUUGAGGAGACAGCCAAGAUGUAUAUUGCCGCCAUCAAAAAAGUUCAACCUGAGGGACCAUAUAUGCUCGGUGGGUGGUCCGCUGGUGGUGCCCAUGCCUUCGAAGUCAGUCGCCAGCUCCUCGAAGCUGGUGACAAGAUCCAGCGACUCAUCAUCAUCGACAUGAAAAUACCAAAGCCCAUGCCAGAGGGUCUCGAAGUGACCAUGGACUUCCUUGACAAAGUCGGACUUACCACGGGCAUAAACAGAGCAGGCCCUGCUUUGGCAGGCAUGUCCGAGCGUCUAAAGCAACAUCUAGCAAGCACUAUCAAGUCUUUAAUGGUCUAUACAGCCCGGGAAAUGGACCCAUCACGCCGCCCAGAAAAGUCGUACAUUAUCUGGGCAGAGUAUGGUCUUGCAGAGAUCAUUGGCGACGCUGCCUUCAAGGACGUGGCCGACAUGAUGGGCCUGAAGGAGGACGUUGAAGGAAACCCGAUGGAAGACGACACGGGUCUUGCCUCGUGGUUUUAUUCCAAAAGAGACAGCUUUGGUCCUAAUGGGUGGGAUAAGCUAUUGGGAAAUGUUGUGUGUCGUUCGAUGAAGGCUGAUCAUUUCUCGAUGGUCACUCCUCCUGCUGCCGGUGAUCUCGGAAGACUGCUACAGGAGGCAGUCAAUGGCGGAAAUUGA
Molecule: messenger RNA, 6210 nt
Organism: Talaromyces marneffei
Lineage: Eukaryota; Fungi; Ascomycota; Eurotiomycetes; Eurotiales; Trichocomaceae
Exons: 7
Coding region: 1-6210 (2069 amino acids)
Biological process (GO): fatty acid biosynthetic process; secondary metabolite biosynthetic process
Molecular function (GO): fatty acid synthase activity; phosphopantetheine binding
Source: RefSeq, a predicted model, not a curated record